AUGUCAUCACGUGAUAUACCACUAACAAUUGAAAUGGUCAUUUCUUGGGCAAAAUCUGGUCAUGAAUCAGAUAAAGUUUAUCGUUUUAUAUUUCUUCAUCCUGAAGAUUUAUUUACUAUUCCACAAAGACGUAGUUGGACAAUUGGACAUCAAGUAGUUUAUAAUGGUGAUGUUAAUCUUUUAAAACGUAUUCUUGCACUUUUUUCUGAUGAACAAAUUAAUAUUCGUACAUUAUCAAGAGAUCAAAAAACUCUUCUUGAUGUUGCUAAAGAACGACAUAAAAUUUAUCCUUCUAUGUAUACCUAUGUUGAACAUUUAUUUCUUCAAGAUGAUUUAAUUCAAGCAGCUAAACAAAGCAAUUGGGAUUUAGUUCAUAAUAUUCUUAAUAAACAUCCUAAAUUAUCUAAUGAAAAACCUCCUUAUUCAACAUAUUUUCUUUUACAUUAUGUUGUACAAAAUGGUGAUAGAAGAAUUUUAGAAAAUUUACUUAGACGUCAUGAAUUUCAAAUGAAUGUUUUAAGUGCACAUAAUGAAACAUUAAUAGAUAUGGCUAAAAGACUUGGAAAAAUUGAUAUGUAUUCAAUACUUGAGCCAACAAAACAAGAAGAAUUACAUUCAAAGUCAAUUAAACAUUCACUACCAUUAUCACUAUUCAGUAGUAAAAGUAAAUCAAAUAAAAAUCCGCCAAGUUCUACUUUUAGUCUUCUUCCUCAUCCAGUAUUACAUCCUACUUCUGAUUUACCAUAUCCAACAAUAGAUCCAUUUCCUAGUGCACCUCUUUCGAAUGUUACACUUAAUCUUAGUUCAACUGGCAAUUUCACAUUUACAAAAGAUAAUAAAUCUAUUACAAUUCAAAAUGAAGUAUCUCCAUCUAAAGAACAACAACAACUAAUAAAUACAAAAAAUGAACAUAUUCAUUCGAUGGAAACGAUGUCUAGUCAAUAUUCAGAUGCAAAUAUAGAACAACCAGUUAUAUCACCAACAUCAAAAGAACAAUUAACAAAAAAUUUAACAUGCUUUCUAACACAAGAAAUUUUUAUUGAUCCAGUUAUUGCUAGUGAUGGUCAAACAUAUGAACGAGAAGCCAUUACGGAAUGGGUUAAUUUAUAUCAUUGUUCACCAAUGACAGGUGCAUCAAUGGAUGCAGAAUUUAACGAUAAUACUGAACUUAAACAAAUCAUUCAAUCAAUGAAAAAAUAG
Molecule: messenger RNA, 1200 nt
Organism: Rotaria sordida
Lineage: Eukaryota; Metazoa; Rotifera; Eurotatoria; Philodinida; Philodinidae
Source: the annotation of a GenBank genome assembly